AUCAUAAAAAAAUGAGUACCUUUAAGGUAUCUUGCAAUUUUUAUGGAUUUUUUAAGUUCUUAAUAAAAUGCAUAAUGAUAUCUUCAUUGAUUGGUUCAAGUUACUCAAUGUGUGAUUUUAAGGGAAUAUUCAACUUUGGAGAUUCAAAUUCAGAUACAGGUGGAUUAUAUUCAGCUUUUCCUGCACAGCCCUAUCCUUAUGGAAUGACUUAUUUUCAAAAGCCAGUUGGACGUUCUUCUGAUGGGAGGCUCAUUGUGGAUUUUUUGGCUGAGGCUCUUGGAUUACCUUAUUUGAGUCCAUAUUUGCAAUCAAUUGGAUCAGACUACACACAUGGAGCCAACUUUGCAACAUCAGCCGCCACUGUGCUUUUGCCCAAAUCAUCUUUCUUUGUAAGUGGACUCAGCCCUUUUUCCCUUCAAAUACAACUAAAGCAAAUGCAACAAUUCAAAGCCAAAGUUCAUGAUUUUCAUAAAAGAGAUCCUUUGAAAUUCUCUAGUUGUGAUUCAAAAAUCAACAAUAUUCCUUCACCUGAUAUUUUUGGAAAGUCAAUUUACAUGUUCUAUAUUGGUCAAAAUGACUUCAUUUCAAAAAUAGCAUAUGGUGGUGGUCUUAAUGGAUUGAAGAACUACCUUCCUGAAAUUAUCUUUCAAAUUGCUUCAGCCAUCAAGGAGUUAUAUGCACAAGGGGGGCGAACAUUUAUGGUAUUAAAUCUUGGUCCAGUUGGAUGCUAUCCUGAAUAUUUGGUGGAGCUUCCUCAUACAAGUUCUGACUUAGAUGAACAUGGAUGCAUUAUUUCUCACAACAAUGCUGUAGAUGAUUACAACAAAUUAUUGAAAGAGACAUUAAGUCAAACUAGAGAAACUUUACAAGAUACUUCUCUAAUUUAUGUGGAUACCAACUCUGCUCUAUUGGAGCUCUUCCACCAUCCUACAUCUUAUGGAUUAAAGUAUACUACCAAAGCAUGUUGUGGUCAUGGAGGUGGAGAUUACAACUUUGACCCUAAAGUUUUAUGUGGCAAUAUGCUUGCAAGUGCAUGUGAAGAUCCUCAAAACUAUGUGAGUUGGGAUGGAAUUCAUUUCACAGAAGCUGCAAACAAAAUUGUGGCCAAAGCCAUUCUCAAUGGCUCUCUUUAUGAUCCUCCUUUCCUUCUUCAUAAGCUUUGUGAUCUUCAACCUAUUGAUUGAUCCAAUGCUUAUAAGGGUUU
Messenger RNA from Trifolium pratense (red clover), 1204 nucleotides. RefSeq names its product GDSL esterase/lipase At4g01130-like. Gene Ontology annotation, molecular function: hydrolase activity, acting on ester bonds. The record is from RefSeq and is a predicted model, not a curated record. The transcript has 5 exons. Bases 12 to 1184 code for a protein of 390 amino acids. Lineage: Eukaryota; Viridiplantae; Streptophyta; Magnoliopsida; Fabales; Fabaceae.